GUUUCUUAGAUGUACUCUUCGAUAUUUGCAAAUGGCAGAAGAGUAACACGUCGUGGUGUUUUUGUGGCACAAAAUUAAUUACAGGUUGGCUGCCGAAAAAAGUUUACAUUUAUUCAGAUAUUUAGUUGAGUAUUUGUUGUUUAAAUUAUUGUAAAAAUAUAAAAUGGCAAAAUUAGUAGAUGUGUAUCGUAUCGAAAAACAACCCUCUAUAAGUAGGAGACAGCUUCCACUCAUUAUUGAUGAAAGUCUUGCGAUGGUGAUGGACUUAAAUGGAAUGGGUUUAGUAUGUGAUAACCCUAUGGUUAGGGGAAAAGAACUGGACGACUUUCUUCGGAAAUUCAGUGUGCUAACUUCAUCAGAAAUGAAGAGUGCAUUUGAAGUAACUUGCAAAGAUUUGUUGGGAAUUCUGAGUCAGUCAGUACCAUGUGUUGGCUGUCGAAGAAGUGUUGAAAGAUUGUUCUACCAGCUGAUGAAGUCUGGGCAUCCAGCUCUUGAUCCCCUUUUCGUUUCACCCGAGGGAAUUCUGUCAAUCCGGAAGGAGCAGUUGGAAUCUCCACAAGUACUAAGUACUCUUCUUCAUGGGCAUAGUUCAAGAUUAAUCAGUCUGCUGGAAAGUCAGCCUCGUUCAAAGAAAAGCCGUCGCUGUAAUCUUCACUCCUUGGAUUCACAACGUUCACGUCCCAUCACCAGUGCUUGGGUGGAUGUAUGGGAAUGCAUGCGUCCUCAGUGCAAGGAGGAGGUGGUGCUCAUAGAGUCUUCCACACUUCUUACUACUAUAGAGAAUUAUCUUCGAAAGCAUAGGUUUUGUGGUGAGUGUCGAACUAAGGUACUUCGCGCUUACGCACUACUUGUGGAGGAACCGGAUCCUUGCCGUGAGAAAGGUUAUGUACCUGCCUUGUAUUUGGGAAUCAAACGAUGCAUCCCCGAGAAACACAUCCAUCUACAGACUAGAACAGCUUACAUCGCUAAUCUGAUUACUCGGGCCGAACCAGAGCUUAUGGGCAGCCGAAGAGAACGUCACGCAAAGACACUAGAGAUUGCUCAAGAGGAGGUGCUGACUUGCUUAGGUCUGUGUGUCUAUGAGAGACUGCACCGUAUCAACCUACGUCUUCGCGAGGAAGAAUGUAUGUGCCAAGUCCUUGCAGCAGUUGCUAUUGAAGCCCUGUGCAGGAACUUUGAGAUGGCUGUGGAGGUAAAACAGGGUAUAUCUCAACUGGAGUUGUUGUACGAACAAAUAACAAAAGAGGAACUAGCAAAACAGCAAAAGAAGGAACAGAAGAAACAAAAGAGAAGGAAGAAGAAAGAGAAAAGAGUUGGACAUGAUGAAAAAGAAAAUAAUUUUGAGUGUGAAUCAGAAGAAAAUGCAGACCAAAACAGCGAAGAACUCUUCAGUUCAUGCACAUGUUUGGAUCCAAAACCUGUUGUACAAAACACUGAUAGGCACAAGUUGCAAGUGUUGGAUCGCAAAAGUAAGGGGUCGCCAACGUGUUACUGCGAAGACUGUAUACGACGUAAAAAGGAUAAAGGAUCCUUUGCAGAAUCUGUAGAAGACCAGUCGAAUAAGGCACAGAGAAGUGUUGAUAAACAACAGGGACAACAUAGCAGCAAAACUGGUGCUAAUUGUUUAGCUGGGGAUUCAGCUUCUAACAAUAAUAGCUUAUUAUCAAGCGUAAGGAACUCUGUUUCACCUUUCCCUUCUUCAGCUACUCCAGAGCAGCAGUUGUCAUUGUCACCUUGCCAGUCAUGCAAGAGUGCUCAAGACUUGGUUGAGACAUCAGCUGCUCUUCUCAGUACCAAUGCCUCUUUAAAGAACUGCUUACGGUGCAAUGGCAAUUGGUCGUCAAGUGAACACUCUCAAGACUGUGGUUACUCGUCAGAAAACAAUAAUGGGUGCUGUGACACGGGUUCUGGCUCGUCUAGCCUUCCCAGCUCUCCUGAAGGAUCAGAGGUAGCCUGUUCUGAUGGAUUUUGUAAUCACGAAGGAGAGUGUACUGGGGACCGAAAUUGUGAGCCUCAGACACAUUACAGGUCAGGACAUGGUCCUACAGAUAUGAACCUGAAUACCAGAGGACCAGGUGGACUGACUUUAACUCUUCAGCAGAUGCUAGAGGAAUCAUGUUCAUCGGAUGAAGAAUGCUACAUACCGGUUGAAGAAGUUCAAGAAUUCAAGGCUAGGAUGCUUCACGUUAUGGAGAAGCGCCAAGAAUUACGGCAGACUCUGAGAAAGAGAUUUGAUGAAUUGUGUAUAAAUCCUCCACAGCCUCGGGUUCAUCACUCUGCUCAUUGUGCCUCCAACUAGUUUUGUUUAAGAAGUCAUUUAAGACUCCUCCACAUUUUCAAGUGUGAAUGGAAAGAAGUAGUUGAUUUGAUUUUCAAGAGUCUAAAACAUGUUGUAAUAUCUUACAGAGAGGUAAAUAUGGUAUGUUCAUGAAUGUUGAAGCAGGAAAAUUUGAAAUUACGCUCUACUGCAAGAACGUGACUGCAUGAUUGUUAUUGCUAUAGUAUAUACUGUCAAUAAUGUGGGACUGUUUCUGUUCUGUGUGUUUCAUUCUGUGGUUUGAGUGAUGCCAAUUCUAACACCCAGUAUGACGGGAUGGAUUCCAUACAACCCAAAUUCUCUGCUAAUCAUCUCGUCAUCCUACGUUACAUUCCUCCUACAAGUUCCACUGUUGAUCGAAUAAUUGUAACAAUUUAUGGAGCUGUCGUAUUUGCAUUGUGUGUUUCAAUAUAGAGUAAUUUUCUUGAAAUUUUGGUCCUUGGAUGUGUCAGAAUUUACUGUGUUCGGUCAUUAUCAUCCACGCACAUUCAUUUAUAUGUAGCAGUACUUCACUGACUUUGAUUUAUCAUAGUGCAACAUUGUUUAGUUGUAAUAAAUCAGCAUAUUGAUUUAUUUUUUGCAUUGUAGUGUAUUACAGAAAAGUCUGUUCUAAGCAGUUGAUUUCUUUUAUAAUAAUACUGACACAUUUUGUUGCAUGUGAAGGGUAGUGGAUGUUUUUUAGUAUGGAGAUUGGAUUUGGAAUAUUUUUUCAUAUUGUAAGUAUACCGUAUAGUUACAAGAUGACAGUGACUGAACUGUGCACUAGUAACAGAAGACUGCUAUACUUUGUUACGCCAUUUGCAAUAAAAGUGCAUCUGUUUCAAAUUAAGGAUUUCAAAAUGUAGUAUAGUACAAUUUAAGGUCUCUGUCUACAUACAAGCCAGUUCAUUCAGAGCAGGACAAGGACCAAUAACAGUUUAUAAAUGUUCUUUAUUCUAAAAGUGUAUAUUUUGAGUUUCAUUUUGUAAUGUACAGUGUGUUGACUUUUGUAUUGAUCUGGAAAUUCCAAAGACUUGCAAUUUUGGUGAGAGAAUGGUUUAAUUAUUAUUUCUUGUUAUUGAACAGUAAAACUCUUACUUGCAUUCCAAAUUGUUAUUAAUUACAUAGAGUCCUGUAGGUAAUCGUUAUGCAUAGGUUAUUAGCAAAACAGGAAAUGUUUAUGGUGGAAUAUAUUUAGCCAGGUUUUGUUUGCAUGCAGGAGAACAACAAUUUUGAGUUUGUUUUGAUUCCUUUCAUGUAUGGAAAGUUGAGAAUGGUGAACGACUCUGAAAUGAUCAAAACAAUUUGAAUUUAUGGAUCAAAUGUACAGUGGUCAUCAACCUAUGAAUGAUGUAUAGAUAUAAUAUAGUAGUAGCCUGAUUCCAGAAGUUGUCAGAAUAAAAAUGGCCCCUCUCACAGCAUGUAAAUUAAAACUUGACGUAAAUUUGUUCAAGUUGGUUAUAUAGUUACAUUACUGUAUAAUGUGAAAAAAACAGAGUUGUAACAUUUGUGUUACAUGGUGAUGUUAUGAUCCUAGCCUGAAAAUGGUGAAGGUACAAAUGAAAAUAAUACUAUACGUAAAUAAUA
This is a messenger RNA of Zootermopsis nevadensis, 3883 nucleotides long. Its product is annotated as gametogenetin-binding protein 2-like. NCBI's taxonomy places the organism in Eukaryota, Metazoa, Arthropoda, Insecta, Blattodea, Termopsidae. Gene Ontology annotation, cellular component: nucleus; cytoplasm. The record is from RefSeq and is a predicted model, not a curated record.